AUGCUAAUUGACAUGACACUUGGAAUGAGGGGUUCCUACUACUCGGAGUCACUUGGCCGUCAGAUUCGGAGUAGUUUCCGCCAACGACCUUAUCUGGCCGAGAUUACCGAACGAAACUUCGGGUUCGACGAGUCUAAGGCGCAAUUAAGCAUGCAAGUGAUCUUUGUGCUCGCCGCCUUAGUGGCCGUAAAUGGCGAUACCUGCGCAAGUCUAAAGGAGUAUAGCGAAAAGAUCGAUCCCGUCGUCUGCACGCAGGCUAUGAGGCUGCCGAACUACGAGGACGCAUCGACCUUCUACCAGUGCUAUUCUAAUAGGACCUACACCGUGAAGAACUGCUCCUCUGGAUCCUUCUUCAACAUGGCGAUGCAGGAGUGCAUGUCCUGCGCCAGCUAUUUCCCGAGCGCCGAGUGCGGCAGCUUGAAGGUCAACGCCACCUGUGUGCCCAUAACGGCCAGCCCCACUGCUGCGCCCAAUACCACCACCGUUGCGCCCACGCCCUCGACCACCGCCGCCCCAGAGCCCACCCCUGCUCCCAGCAACAGCACCACCGCCACCACCGAGGCACCUGGCGAGACCACCACCCAGUCGGUGCCCACGCCACCCACCGAUUCUCCUGCCACCACCGCCAGCACCACCAGCACCACCAACAACGACGACAUCAUCACCCCCUCGGGCACCACCAUCUCGGUGCCCCAGCCCCCCUCCCCCGGCGAGAGCAAUGUCCCCACCCCCGUGACGGCCGCCCCCACGGCCCCGACCAUCAAAGAUUCCCCUCCCACGGCGCCCUCGGCCGCCGUCGCCAAGUAA
Drosophila subpulchrella is the source of this 807-nucleotide messenger RNA. Its product is annotated as peritrophin-55. Lineage: Eukaryota; Metazoa; Arthropoda; Insecta; Diptera; Drosophilidae. The transcript has 2 exons. Bases 1 to 807 code for a protein of 268 amino acids. The record is from RefSeq and is a predicted model, not a curated record. Gene Ontology annotation, molecular function: chitin binding. Gene Ontology annotation, cellular component: extracellular region.